Symbiodinium sp. CCMP2456 is the source of this 396-nucleotide messenger RNA. The record is from the annotation of a GenBank genome assembly. NCBI's taxonomy places the organism in Eukaryota, Dinophyceae, Suessiales, Symbiodiniaceae.
AUGCUAUCUGGUCGUCGGGAGCUGAUCGUCGAUCUCAUCGGGCUUGGGUCAUUCGGCGAGCGCGUGGUUUUCAUCAGGGCUGAUGACUCAAGCAUGGCCGACAUGGGGUCUGCAGCUGCCGCGUUGAACAAGAGCUUGGUAGCAGCUGAUCUCACUGAUGGUAAGUACAAGUUUAAUGCCCAUGCCACGAUCCUCAAGCGGCCACAUCGACCGCCAAAGAAGUGGAGCAAAGAGUGGCACAGGAAGCUUCUGAAAAUCCCUGAGCAGGCCUGGUCCUCGGCGUUGGACAUGAACUUCGGCAGGUACGCAGUGGCCGAGGUGCAGCUCCUAGAUAUGAGGAAGCCCAAAGACGGCUACUUCGCUGUGGACUGGGAGCAAAGCUUCCGGGACGAGUAG